This is a messenger RNA of Athalia rosae (coleseed sawfly), 598 nucleotides long. Its product is annotated as lipopolysaccharide-induced tumor necrosis factor-alpha factor-like. The record is from RefSeq and is a predicted model, not a curated record. The transcript is spliced from 3 exons. Lineage: Eukaryota; Metazoa; Arthropoda; Insecta; Hymenoptera; Athaliidae. The coding region runs from base 1 to 423 and encodes 140 amino acids.
AUGACCGACCCGGGUGUUUUUAAUUCAGCAAUUCGCCCGAGAAUAUUAAACAGGCAUUUCGAGACUUUCAAUGAUAGCCGCGAUGAUCUCGCGGCAAAAAAACUACUACCCUUUCCAAAUGUUAACCAGCGACAUUUGCACGAACAUACGUUCCUUGGAAAAGAGAUGGCUCUUAUUACUUGCCCCAAUUGUCUGAUGUCGAUAGAAACGGAAGUUCGAUACGCUGGAACUGGGAUGACACACUUGGCUGCAAUGUGUUUAUUACCGCUGGGAUUAUGCGUGGUACCGUACUACACGUCGCAUUUCCAGAAUACGGAUCACUAUUGUCCAAUGUGCAAAGUUUACUUGGGGACAAGUUUUGCCGAGGGAUGUAAAUCAGUGAAAUGUUGCGCUGCCGAAUCUACCGAAAUAUUGGACGUCUGAUUCGCCAUCUGUAUUUCGAGUUGAAUUAGGGCACUGCGAUGCACUUUCGUUAUCGCUAACUCAGAAAUCGUCCUUUGAGGAUCCGAAACUCAACACCGCCAUGAUUAAGUUGGCGAAAAAAAAAAAAAAAAGAAAAAAAAGAAAAGACGUCACGUUGCUAUACCUGGUUUGAAAA